UGCCAAUGCUGCAGUCGGCGCGGCUCAGUGGUCACGCAUGCUGCGUAGGUAGCGUGCUCCAGGUUGGCACGAUUGUGUAUUUGAAUGUCCAUAUAACUUAAUAACAGCAUCUAUGAUGGUAAAGAUACCAUCCUUUUAGUCUGUAGUUUCUGUGAUACUACGUGAUUCGCCCUUCAUUUACAGGGUGAGCGGUAUAGCCUACUAGGCUACUACAGCAACGUUUUUUUUUGUGAUUUACUAGUGAUUUAUUAGCACAAUGUGCUUGUUGCGUAGUAGGCUACUAUAAUCCUAACUGUCGGAUAAACGUGGUAGCUUAUUACUAAACAAUGGCGCCGGUCACCUCCACUACUAGACCAUACCACGUUAUAAUUUUCGGAGCCUCUGGUUUCACCGGGCAGUUUGUUGUGGAAGAGCUAGCCCGUUGUACCGCCGAGGGUCCGAGCGGACAUCUGACAUGGGCCUUGGCCGGGAGGAGCAGACCGCGGUUGGAGAAAGUUCUGAAUCAAGCCGCCGAGACGCUCAGUCAGCCGGAUCUGAGGACAGAUGUGGAGAUCAUUGUGGCCGAUGUCACCGAGGCAGAGUCCCUGGCCAUCAUGUGCAAACAGGCAGUGGUGGUUCUCAACUGUGUGGGGCCAUACAGGUUCUAUGGGGAGCCAGUGGUGAAGGCCUGCAUAGAGAAUGGAUCCCACUGUAUAGACAUUUGUGGAGAACCUCAGUUCCUGGAGCGGAUGCAGUUGGACUACCACAGCAAGGCCGUGGAGGCGGGCUUGUACGUGGUUGGCAGCUGUGGAGUGGACUCCAUCCCAGCAGACAUGGGGAUACUGUACACUCGGGACCAGUUCAAAGGAACUCUGACGGCCGUGGAAAGCUUUCUGACUAUCCACACCGGCCCUGAGGGCGGUUGUAUCCACGAUGGGACCUGGCAGUCGGCCGUCUACGGCUUUGCAGACAGAGCUUAUCUGAAGACGCUGAGGAGGAGGUUUGGCCACCAGCCUCUUCCUGUGGUAGGGGCCAGAGUCAAGAACAGGGGUAGCCUGUUCUUCAGUAAGGAGGUAGAGCAGUACGCAGUCCCGUUCCUGGGCUCUGACGCCUCGGUGGUCAGGAGAAGCCAGCGGUUCCUCUACGAGGAGCACCAGCAGUCUCCUGUACAGUACAGUGCCUAUGUAGGGAUUGGAGGCAUUGGCAGUGUGGUGAAGAUGUUCUGUGGCGGCCUGUUGUUCUGGCUCAUGGUCAAAUUCGGCCUGGGAAGAAAACUACUCAUUACGUUCCCAGGAUUCUUCUCCUUCGGGUUGUUCUCGAGUGCCGGUCCGACAAAGAAACAGAUGGAAGGAACCUCUUUUUCUCUGACGUUUUAUGGGGAAGGAUAUGGGGACGGACUGGAACCUUCUCUUGGACAACCCAACGCUAAGAUCAUCACUCAGGUCAAAGGAGCAGAGCCUGGCUACGUUGCCACCCCGGUUGCUAUGGUUCAGGCAGCCAUCACUUUACUGAACGAACCUCAGUCUCUUCCUAUGGGAGGAGGAGUGUACAGUCCGGGAGCUGCGUUUGCCAAGACGACUCUCAUCGACCGUCUCAACAGACAUGGCCUCAAGUUCUCAGUCAAGACUGGCUGAUUGUCUCCACUCCAGAAACCCUGCUUACCCCUCCCUCCCCGAGCCAGGGCUGUCCAACCCUGCUCCUGAAGAUCCACCCUUCUACACUCUAACCGUGCUCCUGAAGAUCCACCCUUCUACACUCUAACCCUGCUCCUGAAGAUCCACCCUCCUACACUCCAACCGUGCUCCUGAAGAUCCACCCUUCUACACUCUAACCCUGCUCCUGAAGAUCCACCCUUCUACACUCUAACCCUGC
This is a messenger RNA of Osmerus eperlanus (European smelt), 1851 nucleotides long. It is a transcript of the gene sccpdhb, whose product is annotated as saccharopine dehydrogenase b. The record is from RefSeq and is a predicted model, not a curated record. The transcript is spliced from 12 exons. The coding region runs from base 327 to 1613 and encodes 428 amino acids. Lineage: Eukaryota; Metazoa; Chordata; Actinopteri; Osmeriformes; Osmeridae. Gene Ontology annotation, biological process: glycolipid biosynthetic process. Gene Ontology annotation, cellular component: mitochondrion; plasma membrane; lipid droplet.